AUGGUCAAACAGUUAAAAAAACCCACUCAUGACGCUGGGGCAAUUUCAGGGACAAAGAGACCGUCGCGCCGUCCAAUCUUCCUUGUCCUUAUCACAAUAUUUUUCCGGUUGUCGUCCGCUUCCAAGCGUUCACCAGCCUUUAUUGGGAAACCAGACCUCGUUGGAGCAAAGAUCAUAGAUGUCCAAGCUGAAGAGGUUCACAGUUAUUCGGCUACCAGCCUGGGCCCAGGAACCAAUGAUGGAGGCCGAUAUACCAUUAACUUCUGCAACAUCACUGUCACACACACACAUCCAGGCUGGAACGACACAAUCAACACCCAGGCGCUGGGCGGUGGCGGGUACAGCACUGGAUUUGGUUCAAUCUAUCUCACAUACGCUGUCUCCAAAGGAUUCGCAUCUGCGUCUACCGAUGGAGAUGUUGCAGUGGGAGAAGGAGCCAUCCCAACAAACCUGUCAUGGGCGCUCAGCAACAAGGAGAACGUGAACUGGUUUCUCCUCGAGGACUACGCAUCCAAGGCGACAAACGACAUGGCUGUCAUUGGAAAGCAAGUGACCAAAUCAUACUACCAAGCAGCCCCCAGCUACUCGUACUUUUCUGGUUGCUCCGGUGGCGGACGCCAGGGUCUCAUUAUGGCACAAAACUACCCUGACGCUUUCGACGAUAUUAUGGCUAGUUCCCCCGCGAUCCAUUUGGAGGCUUUUAUACCCGCGGGAUUUUGGCCCGAACAACUCAUGAAUCAAAACGGUGUAUUCCCACCACCAUGCGAAGUCGAAGCCUUCACAGCAGCAGCAGUGAAAAGCUGUGAUCGGAUGGAUGGAGUUGAAGAUGGCAUAAUCAGCUCGCCGAACCUCUGCACCGUUCAGGCCCACGAUUUCGUCGGUCAAAACUACACCUGCAAUGGAACACAGGAGACCCUAUCCGCCGCAGGCGCCAGGAUUGUCCAAGCAGCUUGGCCAGGCUCCGGAAAGCACGGCUGGUUCGGGUUGAACAAGGACACAACGCUCAGUUCUUCCUCUAUUCCGACGGAAUGCAGGGCAAACGGCACUUGUUACUCCACCGGGAGCGAACUGUUCGGCAGCUGGAUUUCAUAUCUCAUCGCGAAAGAUCCGGACUUUGUGCUCGAAAACAUGACCAAUUCGAACUUCUUCGAUGGCCUGCGCUAUUCGACAUCUCACUAUGCACCGAUGCUGGCAGGGGCCAACCCCGACCUUUCAGGUUUCAAAACCAAUGGCGGCAAGAUGAUCGCCUGGCAUGGACUGGCCGAUGAGGUCAUCCCCCACAAAGGAUCAGAACAGUAUUAUGAGGAGGUAUUGGAAAAGGACGAGGCCUAUGAGUUUUUCCGCUUUUUCGAGGCACCUGGUGUUGGUCACUGCUACGGCGGGCUGGGUCCUGUUCCGAACGACGCACUCGCUCAACUAAUGGAAUGGGUUGAGAAGGACGUUUCACCUGAUACGCUGGCGGCUACAAAGGGCACUUUAUAGUAAUGCACUUCCGCGAUGGUCGGCGUAUAUAGACAGGAUAAUGUCUAGUAGGCCUGCUCACCCUCAGACUGUUAAAUGCUUCUUCCAUCUUCGAGACUUUUUGUGAUUUGAAAAAACUUUCGCUGGAUAUACCAGACAGCAAUAUGGGCAUAUUCUCUCCUCCUCAUUUGCUCUGGGUUAUAAUGACGAGUGGGGGAAAACAUGUUGACUUCCGUAUAACUAU
Molecule: messenger RNA, 1705 nt
Organism: Aspergillus glaucus CBS 516.65
Lineage: Eukaryota; Fungi; Ascomycota; Eurotiomycetes; Eurotiales; Aspergillaceae
Exons: 3
Coding region: 1-1482 (493 amino acids)
Source: RefSeq, a predicted model, not a curated record